Molecule: messenger RNA, 1272 nt
Organism: Leucoraja erinaceus (little skate)
Lineage: Eukaryota; Metazoa; Chordata; Chondrichthyes; Rajiformes; Rajidae
Exons: 3
Coding region: 334-993 (219 amino acids)
Source: RefSeq, a predicted model, not a curated record
GGUACAGAGUUCUAGGCGUCAUAGCGCUGGAGUUGCAGGUAAAACGCACUGUCCAUAAUGAAAGGUAGACGCAAAUGCUGCAGAAACUCAGCGGGUGAGGCAGCAUCUAUGGAGCAAUGGAAUAAGCGAAGUAGUCUGAAGGAAUAGGUGAAUAGUCUGAAGAACCGUCUCGACCAAAAACGGCACAUAUUCCAUCGCUCAAAAGAUGCUGCCGCACCCGCUGAGUCUCUCUAGCGUUUUUAUCUACCUUCGAUUUUUCCAGCAUCUGCAGUUCUUUCUAAAACAAUUGUCCACAAUGAGGUGGGUCGGAGAAUCGGGACUGUAACACAGUUUAUGGAAGGGCUGUUCAGAAACCUGGUAACAGAGGGGACGAAGCUGUCCCCUGAUUCAGAUCGGGAUUCCUCUGUAUCUCCGUUUCAGGCCGGAACUGCUCCACCCCCAUCACUGAAAACCACGAAUCCGGACCGCUCUCCCCUGCAUCUCCUUCUUCCGGCCGGAACAUCUCCACCUCCCAGCGGUUCCCUGGACCAUGGCGGCCGCACACAAGGCCGGAGAUGGACCCAGGUUCACCGUGCGCCCGUUCCGGGCCGGCGACUCGCCGGAGGCCCGCAGGAUAUUCUCGGAGGGCCAGCUGGACCAGUCUUUGCCAGCCUUCCGCCGGGCCCUGCGGUUGCCCGCCGCUACCUGCCUCCUCCUACGCUGGCCUGGGCCGCUCUGCCCGUCGCCGCGCCGCUAGCCCUGCUCUACCUGGCCUGUCGCAUGUUCUAUACCAACUACCUGAGGGAAACGCUGGUGGCGGACAUGGCGGACAUUGACGGGACGUACAUGAGGAGGCCGGGGGCGGGUUUCUGGGUGGUGGAGGAUCAGGUGGGAGGCAGUGGGCUGCGGGGGGUUGUGGCGGCGCAGGAGUUCGAGGGCAGCCGGGCUGCUGCCAGCUCCUCCGCCUCGCUGUCGACCGGCGAUGCUGGGGUCGGGGCCUGGGCCGCAGACUGACCUGCUGGGUGCUGGAGUUCGCCCGGGACAGCGGCUACAGAGAGUGCGUCCUGUACACCAACACCGGCCAGCAGCCCGCGAUCCGGCUCUACCAGGCCCAGGGCUUUCGGGUGACCAGGGACAUGGUGCCAUUGCCUGGACUUGCCCUUCUAUCCUGGAUCACCCACAUCUACCUGUGCGAGAUGAGGUUCUACUCCCUGAAUACAGGGAAUUACCACUCAAGGGGUAUCGUGACACGGUGGGUAUUGACAUAUCUAUAAAGGAAACUUUCCAACGAAA